AUGGCUAUGGAUAAAUCUAUGGAACAGCACAUAGCUCAUAAACGCGGAAGAAUCUCUUCUCAAAGAGACAGGGAAGAUUUUGAUUCUGAUGGAUCAUUUGUAGAAGUACAAUCUGAAGUAGGUAAAGGAGUGUAUUCCUCAGAAGACUCAGACUCGGUGGAGCAACAUAAGGAUAUCAAGACCAUUGAGAACUGA
Pelobates cultripes (western spadefoot toad) is the source of this 195-nucleotide messenger RNA. NCBI's taxonomy places the organism in Eukaryota, Metazoa, Chordata, Amphibia, Anura, Pelobatidae. The record is from the annotation of a GenBank genome assembly.